UUAUGAUGAUUAUUAUGAUGAUCAAUAAUAAUAAUGUACAAACAUUAACAACAACGACAAAGAUUAAUAAUCAAGAUAUUGAUAUGAGAAAUUUAACCGAAUGGUAUUUAAAAAUAUUUCCAUAUAAAUCAGUUUAUGGUUUACCAUUAUCAUUAAAUUGUAGUGAAUUGAUUUAUGAUCGUUUUUAUCGGUGUGAAAAUUCAUCACGUUUUCAAUGGCAUAUUACUAAUGAUGAUUAUUUUUAUAUGACGAAAAAAUUCUGCUGUUUUGUUUGGAAUACAAUGAUUUGUGAACAAAAUGUUGCUGCCGAAUGUUCAAAUGAAUAUUCAAAAAAAUUAGAAACAAACAAAAAAGAAUCAUUUGAAAUUGUUUGUGAUUAUAUUGGUUCAACAUAUCAAUCAUGGUCUUGUUGGUGGACAAAAGAUAAACAAAUCUAUUUUAGUAUUGGAUUUUUUAUACUUAUUAUUUUAUCCAUAUUUAUAAUUAUUGGUAUUUAUCGAAUUAAUCGUUUGAUAAAUUCAAAUCAAAUCACUGGUAAAAAAAUGAAAAACAAUAUUCAUAAUGAUAAAUUGGAAAAAUUUUUACAACCAUUUUCAACAAAAUCAUCAUUACAAACAAUUACAAUGCCAAUAUCGAUAACAAAAUCAUCAUCAUCAUUAUCAUCUGAUGGAUAUUUGGAUGAAUUAUCCGAACAAAUGACAACCAAACCAAAAAUUAUUGAUUAUAUUUAUCAUCCACAUGAAAUGUCUGGUAUAAUUUUCAUUUAA
Molecule: messenger RNA, 767 nt
Organism: Dermatophagoides pteronyssinus (European house dust mite)
Lineage: Eukaryota; Metazoa; Arthropoda; Arachnida; Sarcoptiformes; Pyroglyphidae
Source: RefSeq, a predicted model, not a curated record